Cydia splendana is the source of this 1982-nucleotide messenger RNA. Its product is annotated as tektin-B1-like. Gene Ontology annotation, biological process: cilium movement involved in cell motility; cilium assembly. NCBI's taxonomy places the organism in Eukaryota, Metazoa, Arthropoda, Insecta, Lepidoptera, Tortricidae. The record is from RefSeq and is a predicted model, not a curated record. Gene Ontology annotation, cellular component: nucleus; microtubule cytoskeleton. Bases 104 to 1381 code for a protein of 425 amino acids. The transcript has 7 exons.
CUUUUGCCACACUUCAAAAAUUGUAUGACUGAAAGUUUUUGCGUUUUUAAUACAUCUAUUUUUAUAUACUUACUUAUUUGUAGAUUAAAAUAAUAAUUGGACAAUGCAGUCGGUUGUGACCUUCGAAAAACCAUUACCUCAUUUAAGCUUACCGGAUUGGGAUGCUCGUCUCUACGGGCUAAAGGUGACAUCCGAUACCCGAAGAGCAGACGCUUUCGAUUUUCGUCACAGCGCCCACCAGCUUAGGAAUGAGACCAGGAUCAAGACUGAUUGGGACAGCUAUCAUAAUAAUAACCGUCUUAGAGCCAGGGUAUACGAGAUAGAACAAUGGCGAUCAACUCUUCAAGAACUUCUAGAUCGUAUAGACAGAGAGAUGAAUGCGCUGAAAGAGGAAAAGGCAUCUACGGAAAGAGAGUUGGAACAGUUAAACUUGCCCCUUUUAGUUUGUUCCGAAUGUCUUUCCAACAGAGAUGGCAGAAGAAGCACGGAGUUAACUUAUGAUCUUGCUGACACUGAAUUAAAGAAGGAGCUGUGUGUAACAGAGAGCAAUAAGAAGAUGCUGAUCGAUCGGUGUCAGUCAGCUUGGGAGAAAAUUAACAAACUAGAGGUUGUAAAGUUUAAGCUCCAGCUGGAUCUCAACGAUAAGAACGAAGCCCUCCAAAUUGACAAGGACAUGCUCAGUCUGGAUAAAGAUUGCGCUAACAUUACGUAUAAGACGGAUUCUCUAAAAACCCCAAAGAGAAUGAUAACCGGCGAACAAUGGCUAGACCGAUGCGAAGCCACUAAAAAAAUGGCAGUAGAUGAACUUCAAGAAACUUUAAGCCUCCGAGAGUCGCUCUUCGUAGCUAGAGGCCGCGCUAGGAACCUCCUGCAAGCUCAAAAGGACGCCACUAAUUACAUGAUGCGUAGGCGUGUGUAUGAUACGCAAAGGGCUAGGAAUGAAUUAGAAUGGCAGAAACUAAAGAUGGAAGAAAAUAUGGAGAAACUAGCCACAGAGCUAAAAGUAAUGGGGGAGCAAUUUACCGAUAAGGUAAACGCGUUGAAAGUGGCCGAGACCCGCCUGGAGACUCGAGGGUACCGACCAGGCUCCGAGCUGGCUGCAGACGAGGCCGAUAUCGGGUUGAAAGAGGAAGUACGCAAUCUAAGGGAAACCAUCAGGCAGUUGCAGGAAAAACUCGACUGUGGCAAGGCAACGUACAACGCUCUCGAGGCAACGUCUAUCAAAAUUGCCAUGGAUCUGGCUGACAAAAAUCAGUCUUUGGAGACAGACACCCGCGCCCUGGAAAUGAGGGCGGCCCUGGAACCCAAGAAACCAACUGGCACCGACAAGAACCUGGUUCUCGCCAGCAUGGCUGAUGAAGUUCCCAAAAUGGAAGUUUAACAAGUUGAUCAAAGAUUCACCUGGAACACAAUUUUGGAUUAUUUUUUUACAUAUUUUGAUAUCAGCAGAUCACGCACCCGUGACGUGACGGCAAAAUCGCAAAAUAGUAAUGGCAGCAAAAGUACUUUUUUUAUAGAAAUACAUAUUAUGAUAAAAUAUUUAGUAAGUAGGUAAGUAAUUAGGUUCUAAAAAACCAAAAAGAAUUUUUUUCUCGAUCUCGCGUUAACAUCACUAGGUAUUUACAAAACUUUUUGAUCACCUUGAUGACUCGAGUUUAUACUAAAAAAUUACAAGUUGUUGCCUGAAAGUUACAUUUUGAUUUAAGAUUUUUUCCCCUUUCUUGCAAUAAUUUGGCAGUAAUUUGAUAUUGAUUUCCGCCUCGAGGCAAUUUUCUCGGUCGCCGCCUGGAACAUGUCUCGAGAUCUUUCAAAAGUUACGAAAUUGCCCAUUUAACUUUUUCUUUUGUCAAUCUAGGUACCGUAUUUUGUGGAAAUUAUUAAUGUUGCCUAUUGUGCUAUAUUACGCACUAAUAAAUUAUUAAGUACGUAUAGAAAGAUAAAUAGGUAUUUGUUUUUGUUUCUUAUCAAAAUACAAAAACAAU